ACACCCACAGAUAACGUGUAUUUUUGAUUUUAAAAAGUCUAUUAAGAGAGCCUAUAUUAGUAGUUUUCCUGGUAAUGACUUUACGUUUCAUGGAUAUCUACUCUCUCCAGCACAUACUCUGUGAGAAACGAGUCUCCACGCAACCAUCCUACAUAAUCUUAAGUAAAAGCAGUAGAAAAUAUUCAACUCACCUGAGAAAAAACAAACAGCUGCUGCGAGCGGAGCAUUAGUUCUUGUGGGGUGACAUCUCCCUCACUAAUUGGCUCGCACCACUUCUGCGGAGCUGCCUUGUCAACUAGUACAAAUCUACCCUCCCAGUCUGUCAUAGCACAAGCAAAGUAUUGGCCAUCGAGGAACAACAAAAUCAGCCACACGAUAGCAGGCACGAAACUGGAAAGGGAAACAGUUUUCCUGCACCACGUAUCACAUCUGCAUCCUUGAAUGAUCAGCAUCAAGGUAAAGGCCAUGACGGCAGGAAUGAUGAAGAAUGCUGAUGAAAACACUCCGUUCCAUGUAGGGUUGCAAGGACACUCAAACUCCAGCUCCACCAGCUUCUCUAGUCCCAUGAGGAUAAAUCCAAAAGCCACAUUUGAUACCAGAGGACUGUUGCUAAGUUCAUUUUUCAGCCUGGUAAGCCAUUGUUGUCUACUUUCCAUACUAGAUUGACCGAAAAAUGAAGACAGUCGUUGUAAAAAGCCCAAAAGAGGGUCCACCGUUGUGAACACAUUGGCAACAGCUAAGUGAUGCGUAAUUAACGCAUCCAGGGGUAAGUUUUCCCCUCGGGCAAAAUGCCACACUUCCACUCUGAUUGGUUUCGAACAAAGGAGGGUGUGCCGUCUGCUCUGACACCGCUCGAGCUGAUUGGUCCGUGUGAAGUUUCAGGUGGGGUUACAUUUUAAAUGUGCUCUCCCAUGGACAAACUGGAGGGAGGGCUGUAAAGUGGAGGGAAGUUUGUUCUGCAGCUGAGCACAGACUGGCCAUUAGCAGAAGUCCGGCAAAAAAAAAAAAAAAAAAGUGCACAGAGGGUGCAGGGAUACAUCAACAGGCGAGCUUCUUACAUUGUAGAGUCAAGUUACAAGCCCCGAAUAUUCACUCAAACUAAACAACAGAGAGGAAUGUUUAAAAUGUACUCUCACGAUGAACUAAAGCAACACGUCUGUAUUCACCUCAUGAUGCCACGAGGCAAAUUCUGAAUGUCUUGAAAUACUCAGGUGGUUUUUUGGGGGGGGUUCAUUUGUUUGUAGUUGUCUGCAAUAAAAAGAAAAAAAGAAUAAGAUGCAAGCUGACUCUCUUCAGUUUACCUCCACCGGCCACAUGAGGUCGCCCAUGUAGCAGCGCAGAUUGAGGACAGAGGGGAUUACAGGAGGCCAUGUUGAACUUUCAAGGGGACGUGGUGCAUACAGCUUGAGAACACCCAGGCCACUGAUGUGAUGACAUAAUUUAUAAAUGACCUCAGCCAGCUCAAGAGCAUCACUAUAAUCUCCUCACAUUAAAGCCUGACAGGAGAAAGUAUUUAGGGCUCUGUGAAAUAAGCUUGGAGAGAGAUGUGAGUGCUGGAAUAAAAAAAACAAAACAAACAAAAAACAAAAAAAAUGGUUGAUUUCAGUUCAUCUUGCACAACUACAGCAAAGGUUGGAAUUAAUUGGAACUACCUGAAUCAAUAGGUUGGUUUUGUUUAGGUGAUGAGCUGACAAUUAUAAUAUUUAUAAUAUUUUAGUAUGUUUUAUUACAAGGAGCUGUAGAGAGAGGAGUGAGGGGGGGUCGUCUAGUCCAGACUGUUAGAGCAAAUACUGUAUCGUGCAAAUGGCAGAUGAUAAAAAUGAGGCACCUGUCACCUCAUUACACACAAAUAAUGUAAAUGGGAGCGUGAGGAAAUGAAGACUGAGGAACCGCGUGCACUCACAAAAACACCAAUUUACGCGCGCGCGUGCGUGUGUUUAUCCACGGUCGUGAGCGCAGAGGGCACGCGCAGCUUGUCGUCGCUGCCGUCGGUGUCCUACCAGCAUCUGUUCGGUUGUUUUGUUUUUUUUUUCUUUUUUUGGGGAGAGAGAAGUGUGGGGACGGGGGAGGGGGGUGUUGAACAGAUUUAUGUUUCGGCUACAUCACUUCCCGUCGGGAAAUCAUUUGUGCGCUCUUACUUUCAUUUUAAUCAGCGGACCGUGACCGAUGCGAGCGCAAAUGCGCAUCGCUCUGCGCAUCUUUGAAUCUUCAGAACCACUCUGUGGACGAUCUCCCUGACAUCCGAAGACCUCUCCUCCGCAAUCCGACGAGGCUUCCUCUCUCUCUCCCUCUCCCUCUCUCUCUCUCUCACACACACACACACCGCCUAUGGCCGCACAUCGGCAUCCCUGAGCCCGCUGGCCUCGUCACGGACCUUUCACCCAUCGCUGUCCUCGAAAAAGAACUGGAUGCGAUGCUGGGCCCGUCUCUCUAGAUCUUGUGAUUAAUACACGAUUUCUCCUCCUCCCACAUUCGUCCGACCGAGACCCUGGUACUCUCGUCCGAGCCCCCGACGAUGCAUCCUAACGCAGUGAUGCUGGCGGUGGUCCUUCUGGGGAACUUGAUGCUGCCUUUCAUCUCGGCUCAAAACGCUGGGUUUGUGAAGUCGCCAAUGUCUGAGACUAAGCUUACGGGGGACACCUUUGAGCUGUACUGCGACGUGGUUGGUAACCCCACUCCGGAGAUCCAGUGGUGGUAUGCUGAGAUCAACCGAGCUGACUCCUUCAAGCAGCUGUGGGACGGAGCCCGCAAGCGGCGGGUAUCCAUCAACACGGCCUACGGCGCCAAUGGGGUCAGUGUGCUCGGUAUCACGCGCCUCACACUGGAGGACUCUGGGACCUAUGAGUGCCGGGCCAGCAAUGACCCCCGGCGCAAUGACCUUCGACAAAACCCUGCCAUCACGUGGAUCCGCGCCCAGGCCACCAUUUCGGUGCUACAGAAACCAAAGAUCAAUGCCUCUGAUCAGAUCAUCCUGUCAGCGGACAGCACUAGCAAACCAGUUACCCUGCUUUGUAACCUCACCACUGCUCAAACCCCCCACACUGAAAGCUUCUGGAUGAAGAACGGACAGGAGAUCGCCAAUACACGGACAGAGCAGAGGAACACAGCAUACAGAAUCAAUAAACCGCGGGCAGAUGAUUCUGGGGAAUACAUGUGUGUUUACACAUUUGUCAUGGCACCAAAUGCAAAUGCCACAAUUGAAGUGAAAGCAAAACCUGAUAUCACUGGCCACAAGCGAAGUGAAAAUAAAAACGAAGGAGAAAAUGCGAUGCUUUACUGCAAGUCUGUUGGUUACCCGCAUCCAACCUGGACAUGGCGUAAAGUCGACGGAACAUCCUACACGGACAUUGACAACUCCACUGGACGCUUCUUCAUCACUAACAGAGACAACUACACAGAGCUCAACAUACUAAACCUGGAUAUAACCACAGAUCCUGGUAGAUACGAGUGCAAUGCCACAAAUGUGAUUGGAAACAAUGCUGAGACCACUAUACUACGGGUGCGUAGCCACCUUGCGCCGCUUUGGCCUUUCCUGGGUGUGCUCGCAGAAAUUAUAAUCCUAGUAGUCAUCAUCGUUGUGUAUGAGAAACGCAAGACGCCAGACGACAUUAUUGAUGAUGAUGAACCAGUUGGACAAAUGAAAACAAAUUCAACAAACAACCACAAGGACAAAAACAUUCGCCAGAGGAAUACAAAAUAAGAAAUUUACUCAAAUGAGAUGGCUAAACUGCAUUUUUGUGACUACAUGACGGUGUCAGAGGUGGAUAGAGCUCCGGGCAGUUUUGAAAAAAGCAUAUCUUGUCUCAUUUUAUGAGAAACAAUAUCAGCAUAACACUGGCAACAAAAAGAACAUAAUGGCUGUCUUAAGCAUGCCUUAUUCAGUCUUACAUGGAGAUUUCAGGAUGAUGAAUAAUGACUAAAACCACCAUAAAGGUGUACACAUUUUUAAUGUGCUGUUGGUGUCUCCUUUAUUGAUUUUACCAUAUCCUCAAAUGAGGUGAUCCCUUUUGUAUUACAUAUCAUGUACAAUGCAUGCAAGAUAAUUACGCAAUAGGAUACUCAGAAUAUACAUUUUCUGUUGUUAUCCCUCGUGUGGCUUUUUUUGCAUCGAAAAUGACCUAUGUUUUUUAUGGAGUCAUCCUUAUCAUAUAUAUAUAUCAUAUGUAUAUAUAUCAUAUAUAUGAUCUAUAUAUACAUAUAUAUAUAGUUAGUUUUAUUCUUGAAAAUUUGUACAGCAUAUCAUGGUCAUUUAACUAUGUUUGAUUUUGUGACAAGAUGUCCACUUUUAAGAGAUCUUUUAUUGUGAAGCAAGGGCUUCAAUGACUGGCAGUAUUCAAAUUUAAAUGAGAGUGAUUACAGAAAAUGACUACUGUGUGUUUAACUAUCUAAACAAAAAUGAUACGUGUAUUAUUUUUAUUUUCUUUCCAGAGUAACUUAGGUGUCUUGUAUAUGUUGAAGUAUGAGUGUUCAAAUGAUAGGAAAUCUGUAAAAAAUAUUUUUUUUAUAUUUCCCAAUUUCAGUUUUUGAUUUUGAUUUUUUAUUUUCCUCUCUUUAACUGUAUAGCAUGGCUAUAAUCCUAUGCAAUAUGUAUUCUUAAAUAGAUAUAUGGAGGGCAGUUUGUUUUACUCAGUGAAGCUUUAACAUUGUGGGAUCACUUGGAAGCUGGCAUAGCAAAAUUCACUGCUGUAGCUGCAUGACUCCUGUUUCAAUACAAUGUAUCCAUGUGUGUUGAGGUGGAAAUGGACCUGCAUUAAGGUGGGAAAUAGAGGGACCAGAGUAUAUAGCCACGAUCUAACAUAUGAGUGAGACCAAUAUUUUUUUUCUGAAUAAAAAAUUUGAAAAUGAA
Acanthopagrus latus (yellowfin seabream) is the source of this 4846-nucleotide messenger RNA. It is a transcript of the gene nptnb, whose product is annotated as neuroplastin b. The transcript is spliced from 10 exons. NCBI's taxonomy places the organism in Eukaryota, Metazoa, Chordata, Actinopteri, Spariformes, Sparidae. The record is from RefSeq and is a predicted model, not a curated record. The coding region runs from base 2516 to 3700 and encodes 394 amino acids.